GUUAUUUAGAACAAUAACAUUUUCAAUAAUUCUAUGUCUAAAUUUUUAUACGGUGGAUUUUGUGUCGUUUUUAAUUUUAAACUUUUGUUCCUGUGUAUUAAACCGAGAAUCGUAAACAGUAAUAGAAUUAACUGAAAAUGUUAUUUUCUAAUUAAAUCGGUAAGUUUUUUGAUAUUUUUUCAAAGCCAUAAAAUUACUGAAAAUGCAAAACAGAAUGUUGAAUGUGUUUAGAAUCAACAUGAAAUAUGCUUAUUCACUUUGCUUCUACCACAUAAAUUAUUAACAGUUUUAAAUAUAAAAUAAUUACAGGAUUAAUGCAAAAUUCAAGGUAGUAUAUAUUCAUGAUUCAAGUUUUUCUUAAGGAUUAGGAAGAUAUUAACAAAGAUCAAGGAGGGCAAGGAAACCUUAUUAAACUUGAUUUCACGAUGAAUGACAAGCUCUCCAAUAAAAAGAAAAGAAAGGGAGAAAAUGAACUAGAUUGUGGUAAUGUUCCGGUCUUUCAGUCUCCCAAUGCUUGGAAAGCAAAAGAAGAAAUGAUGCUUUUGGAUGCCGUCGAACAUUACGGAUUUGGAAAUUGGGAGGAUAUAGCAGAAAGUGUAAAUGGAAAAACUGCUGAUGAAGUGGAGGAGCAUUAUAAUAAUAUGUAUAUCUUGGGAGCAAUUGGACAAGCAACUUGGUCUUGCCACACGAAACCUAACAUCCAAGAUCAUACAGUGUUAGAAACAGGAUUAUUAUCUCCAACUUCUCCAUCUUUGUCAAUACCAGAAGUUUCUUCUCAAGAACAGCAAGAAUUGGGUUAUAUGCCACAAAGAGAUGAUUUUGAAAGAGAAUACGAUAACGAGGCAGAAUCUCUAGUGUGCAAUUUAGAAAUAAGUAACGAAGACGAAGACGUGGACAUAGCUUUAAAAUUGGCACAAGUCGACAUGUAUACGAGAAGAGUGCGCGAACGUUUCAGGAGAAAGAGACUAUCGAGAAAUCACGGGCUAGUGAGCCUUUUUUUUAACACUUGUAACAAACAAAAGUCGACGACGUCGAAGAAGAAGCCGUCGAAAGACGAAAAAGAAUUUCAAGAUAAAACUAGAGUCUUCUGCCAGUUUCAGUCUGCAUCUGAACAGACACAAUUAUUUGAAAAUUUGCAAAAGGAAAAAGAAAGUAAAGUGAGAAUAAAAGAACUUAUGAAGUAUAGGAGAAAUGGCUUGACGAAAUUAGACGAAUGCGCAGAAUUCGAAACGGCCAGGUAUAAAAGAGAAAAGAAGAAAGAAAACAAAAAGAAAUCCAGUAACUGCGCCUCGAUUCACAGAAGGUCGAACGUGUCGAAAAAACAAGAAGACAAGAGCGGAAACGACAUCUCUUCCGAAGAGCAAGGAGAAAACGAGACCAAAGAAGAAUCCAAGGAAGUGGACGCGUCCACCCAACCCGGAUACAACCUUCUUUCGGAGCGCGAAAAAAAGCUGUGCUCGUCCCUAGGACUGAAGCCGUUGUAUUAUAUUUCCUUUAAAACCAUUUUAUUAAAAGAUUACCUGGACAGGAGGCAGGGAGGGACGGUCAAGACCAGAUAUCCGGCCGAACUGGACAAGACCCACCGACGGAAGAUCAUCAAUUUCAUGGUGAACUGCGGCUGGAUCACCGCCUGUUGACCCCGGUCUCUUUCUAGAUCGUCGCCUUUGCCGGCCGCCGGGAGGGCGGGUCCCGUCCCGGCCGCCCCUAUUUAAACCCGCCGGAUUUUCCGGUGGAAGAAAAAAAAAUGCGUGGGUUAGCGGUCCGCGCGCGGAGGGGGUGACGAAUGGAGAAAUUGUGUGGAUCGGCAAGCGGACGCUUCCGGCCCGCCUCGGGAGCUCGUGGUCCUCCCGAACGUUUCUUCCCCCUACCGCGGGAUUUGUUUUUUUCCUGUACACUCCAUCCCCGUUCGUCCCUCCGCGCCCGGGGUAUCGGAAGGCGGGAGGCCCGACCUUUCCGCAAUUUUUCCUUUUUUUUUCUAAUCGUCGACCGAAGAAUUUUUACCGACGAAAUAAAUAAAUUUUAUAAUCUCCGAUAACUUUUAUUUAUGUACGGAGGCCCGCCGCGGCCGUCGACCCGGACCGAUUAAUCGGCGUGUAUAAUUGUACAUAAGAGACGUGUACAGUUUUAUAUGGAAGUCAAUAAAAGAAA
Messenger RNA from Centruroides sculpturatus (bark scorpion), 2148 nucleotides. Its product is annotated as transcriptional adapter 2-beta-like. The record is from RefSeq and is a predicted model, not a curated record. Gene Ontology annotation, molecular function: chromatin binding; transcription coactivator activity. Gene Ontology annotation, biological process: chromatin remodeling; regulation of transcription by RNA polymerase II. Gene Ontology annotation, cellular component: nucleus; SAGA-type complex. The coding region runs from base 426 to 1637 and encodes 403 amino acids. NCBI's taxonomy places the organism in Eukaryota, Metazoa, Arthropoda, Arachnida, Scorpiones, Buthidae. The transcript has 16 exons.